GUAUAUGACGUCAUCGUCUUUCAAAAUGGCCGCGCUGUAGGAAUUUCACGUUUCUUUCAAAAUUAUCGAAGACAGUCUUACAGAAAAAUAAAGUAGAAUGGGAAGCGGAAGUUCAAAAAAGUCGUCUGCUGCGAAAGCGGACGCUGAUGGUGAUAAAAAUAAAAAGAAGAAAAGCAUAAUACGGAAGUCGAAUGAUGGAAGUUAUGACGACAAUGUUACAAAUACACGACAACCGCCAAAAGGAAUCCGGAAGCACGUGGCAUCAGAUAGGCGGAAAUCAGACGAUGUGACCAGACAGCUUGUGGUGCUCGAAUCAGAGAAUCUGGCGCUAAGUGGUGACUGGGAAUUAGAGAAAGGCGUUGACAGUGAGAUAAAGCUAACUGAUGUUUCGUACCCGCCACCUCGUCCUAGCAAACCUAUUACAGACACCUCUUCUUUCAGCGCUGUUGAUUUCGAAGUAAUCAUGAACAAUAUGAACGAUCCAAAACUAGCAGGUGGCAGUAUUGAAGACGUCGCUGCACGACUUACAGCCGACUAUAGCACAGAGAUUGCCAAGGUUCGAGCACUUACAACAUGGAUGAGCUGCCAGAAGAUUCGAACCCGGGCGUACGGUAACGACGCCAAGCCGGGUACUGUAUUGGGUUAUAUGAAACAGAUAAAAGAAUUACAGGGAACAUUUGCUGGUUUACUAGCACUGUUAUGUAGGGCCAUAGACAUACCUUGUGUUAUCAUAAAAGGAAUAUACAAGUCACACUGCCAUCAAGUUGGAGAAGAUGACGUCAGCAAUUCUAAAUGCACGUGGAACGCCGUACACGUAGACGGAAACUGGCAACUCGUGCAUCCAUAUCUAAUGUGUACCCCACUUUCUACACAGACGUGUAAAGAUAACUGGACACAAAUAGAGACUUCUGUAGUACAGCAGGACCAAAAACCCGGGGUCGUGUUAAAUACAUUCUUUUUCGCGCCGAAACCUUCAGACUUUUUAUAUUUUUGUCUUCCCGAUGAUUCAAUGAGUAACUGGCAAUUAACUGAGACGAAAACUCAUUACAAAACCUUCCUAAAGUCGCCCUUUCUCCGUCCGGCUUUCUUCUCUUCCAAAAUGCAACUUGUGAGUGAACACAAAUCAGUUUUGUUGUCAGAAGGUGGAAGGUGUAAUAUCAAGAUGCAGUGUCAACAGGAAAACGUGAACGAUUUAGAGUUAAUGUAUGAACUGUACUCAAAUGAUCCUGAAUUUGAGAAGAAAGAAGAAUGGGGAGAUUUAGUAGUGUGCGGCCGUAAUGAGGACACUUGGAAUAUACAGAUAAAGUUCCCGGUUGCUGGGACCUUUAAAGUAGCACUGUUUGCUAAAUUAGAAGACUGGUUCUUUUGGAUAGGCGAUUUUAAAAUUGUCUGCGGAGAAUCUCUCAUAGACUAUGUCGCAACACCAGCGGUGCCUAAAGAAAUUGGGUACGGUCCUUCAACCGGAAGUGAGGAGGCGGGUCUAUUGUCUCCAUCACAUGACGGCGGUAUUGUAUUCUAUAAACCAAACGAAGAACAUAUCAUUAAAUUCCUGACAAACGAGAAGGUAUUAUUAAGUCAUGAAAUAGAAAGCACAGGAAGUGAAAGCGAAGACUUGCAACACUAUUGUAAGAUGAUGGUGCGGAAAAGUGAAAUUGACUUUAUCAUAAACCUGCCGUCGUCGGGAGAGUUUGCUCUGCGUAUUUAUAAAGUUGACGAAUUGGGAGAACGGCAAAACGUCUGCAACUAUUUGUUCAUAGAUUCAGAUGAUGGUAGAAAACGAGAGAACGUUUUCCAGAGAAAAGCGCGCGUAAAUAUGCGACAGACGACAGCUGGUCAUGACAUCGAGACGCUUGAAAAUGCUGUUCAGAAGUUUGAUCACGUCAAGCUUCCACACGAUGACGACUAUCAACGAGGAGAAAGAAGAUUAAAGUACCUAAAGCUAAAGAAAGGUUUACGUGACGGCAGGAUGCGACGUCACGAAGGAACGCUGUGUAAAGCCGUUGAUGACGCAGAGAACUCGAGAUUUCAAGCCGCGUUGGAGCCGAAUAUUCAGAGAGCGCGGGAAAUCCUGGAAUCUCUACAGUCGUUGGAUAUACACUGCCAUCCAGUCCAACAAAUGGACCAGAAGACAAUUUCAGAAAUAGCCAAUUUCAAUAAUCCUCCGCAUGACGUACACAAUACCAUGAUGGCGACGUAUUUACUGUUAGGUGAAGACAGACAAUUUCUUCAGAAAUGGGGCAAUAUUCAGGCGCUGUUACGGCGACAGGGAAAAGAAGGCGUAAAGUACCGGGUCAACGGGUUUCGUGACGGAGAAAUGCCCAACAAAUCUACAGUUCAACAAGUGCAGAAGUUACAUGACAGUGUUCCUAAAUCUUACAUCGUUUCUGCAAGUCUAAGUGCAGCAGCCUUCUACGAUUGGGUCUCAGGUGUUCUGUCAUAUUUAAAUAACACCUCCCAAAAUGCAACAGACCCGGACGACUCAUUUGAAGCAGACGACAUGUAUGGCCAUGAUGACCUUUAUGACGUCAGACAACCAAAAGAUAAAAUGGUAGCGGAUGAUGGAAAUAUUUCGCAGGAUGAAGGGUUUCUGGACAGCCCUGAAAUGGAGACUAGUACGAGGGUCGGCACGGGCGUCUGAUAAACACGGUCAGCACGGACAUGUUAUAAACACGGCUGACAAGGGGGGGGGGGAAUAAAUACGGGCGUCUUAUAAACAAUCGUUAUCAAAUCCAGUGUGCAUCGGUACAUUAAAUAUUACGACUUUGCGGAUGUUCUCUUCUCAAAAGGUAUAAAACUCAAAAUAGAUCCGAGUCUAAGGGAUAGGAGUGUUGGAGGAAAAUCAGUAUAAUUAGACGGUUGUGUCUCUGUUAUUUAAACACAUUAUACUUAAUAUUCAUAGAAAAAAAUCACUAUUACCUAAAAGACCUUAGAGAAAGGUCUGCCAAUUACAAUGUACAUGUGGGAGCUUUCAUAGAUUUUUUUUCAUAAAAACAAAUCCUUAGCAUAGCUUACUUUUGGCGGUCAAAUCAUUCAGAGAAAGUAAGUAAUUAUUCUACCUCAACAGAACUUUAUACUUUUUAACAAAGCAACAUGGCUGAUUCGAAAAAAGUAAAUGAAAAUCAGAAAUAUAUAUACAGUACAUUUAUCUGCAAAUUACAAAAACAAAUUGUGUGUUUUUUUUAUACCAUUUUCGCCACAUUUUUAUUUU
Molecule: messenger RNA, 3208 nt
Organism: Ruditapes philippinarum (Manila clam)
Lineage: Eukaryota; Metazoa; Mollusca; Bivalvia; Venerida; Veneridae
Product: hillarin-like
Exons: 11
Coding region: 98-2638 (846 amino acids)
Source: RefSeq, a predicted model, not a curated record